This is a messenger RNA of Neurospora hispaniola, 2040 nucleotides long. RefSeq names its product DNA glycosylase. Gene Ontology annotation, molecular function: DNA binding; catalytic activity. Lineage: Eukaryota; Fungi; Ascomycota; Sordariomycetes; Sordariales; Sordariaceae. The transcript is spliced from 3 exons. The record is from RefSeq and is a predicted model, not a curated record. Gene Ontology annotation, cellular component: nucleus. Bases 1 to 2040 code for a protein of 679 amino acids. Gene Ontology annotation, biological process: base-excision repair.
AUGUCAUCAUCAAAACUAUCACCACCCCAAUCACAGGCCUGUCGCCUCCCAUAUAACGAUGUCAUGUCACCAGCCCUCGCCAAUGACAUCCUCAAUGGCUUCAACGUCGACUUCUCCUCUUCCUCCCAAGACCGAGACUUCCUCGCCUCGCUGCUCACCUCGGGUUUCGCCCCACCGGUUGAAGUCCGCAAACUUUGGGAACCGAGUCUCAUGCGUGGAAUGGAAGAAUGGAAAAUGAUGAUGGACUGUGCCCAUUCCUUGAGGGAUCAAGCUUAUCGGGUUCUGUGGCUGGAGCGAGAACAAGAUCAUGGUCAAAGUCGCGUGAUGGGUGAUCCUGAGCUGUGUUUGUUGCCGUUUCUGGGGAUGAUCAUGGCGGGGAGGAAGGAAGGGUGUUUGUCUGACGGGGAUACUUGUGCUGAGAGUCGCUUGGGGAAGAGGAGGAAAGGUGGGGGAGGAGAAAAGUCAUCGGCGCAAGUGGGAAGAGGUGGAGGCAAGAGGGUGAAGAAGACGACGGGUGUGAUGGGGAGAGGUGUCUCGCGUUUUUGGGCGCAAGACGACACGGCGAAAACGAGCAGACAAGGGACGAGGGGUCGGGGGGAGAUCGGUGUUUCUGACGCUGUCAGAAAAGCGAUGAACGGCCAUGAACCGAUUAGUGAGGAAGGAAAGAUGGCAUUGCCGACUCGGAUGAUGUCGGUUGUCCACCGCUCAGCUGGGCCUAGUCAGGGCGAAGGAGAAUCGAAAGCGAAGAAAUCUAGGUUGACCGAUAAAACGAAGCUCGAACACUCGAAGUUUCCACAUGAACCAAGCUACGCCGGCACCUGGAGCCCCCAACGUAGCCUUGCUUCACACUCGUCCCCUAACGAAAACCUCGAUGUCGCCCUUGGCGAUGUAUCGGUAGCAGGCACAUCGAGUUUUGACGAAUGUGUUUCAGCAGCUAACGUGAGGAUCACCGGAAAGCGCACUUACAAAUCGCGCUUUUUCAGUGAACCACCGCCCUGGCCGAUAUCAACAAGCAAAGCCUCUCCUUCCAAGAUCGAAACCUCCACAUCCAAGAGCAGAUCCCCUACCAAGAAGUCCCGAAAUCCACACCCACCCGGUAUCUCUUGCCUCCCCAUUGCUCCCCUCUCAGCCCCGAGAUUCGGAUUAAUUCAAGAAGAAGUAGCAGCCGACCCCUUCCGUCUGCUCAUAGCCGUGACAUUCCUGAUUAAAGUCCGGGGUACAAUGGCCAUCCCUCUAUUCCGCCAACUAAUGGAUCUUUUCCCUACUCCCGAGGCGCUCGCCAGUGCCGAUCCCUCUGAGAUCAUCAAUCUCAUUCGCCCACUGGGGCUAUCCGUCAACCGUUGCUCUGUCAUACAGAAAUAUGCGCGGAUGUUCAUCGAGUGUCCACCGUGUAAAGAAAAGAGGUACGGAGUGAGGAAUUAUCCGAGACCUGGGGAUGCGAGGGGUGUCAAGGUGGGAAAGGAAUUUACGGGCGAGCCGGACGACUUCCAUAUCGGAAAAGCGUCACAGGCAGAAUUUGACGAUGAUGAUGACAGGAUCAACGCCGUCAAAUUCGCCAAAGAACAUGCCAUUGGAUGCGCCUGGGAAAUCGGCCAUCUCACACAGGGUCCAUACGCUCUGGACUCGUGGCGGAUAUUUUGUCGGGAUAAGCUACUCGGUCGGGCGGACGACUGGAAGGGGAAGGGUCGUCGUCCGGAGUUUCAGCCGGAAUGGAUGCGGGUUCUGCCGCAAGAUAAGGAGUUGAGAGCGUACUUGCGGUGGAUGUGGAUGCGUGAAGGAUGGGAAUGGGAUCCUAUAACCGGGGAUAGAGAGCCCCUCCGUGAGGAGAUGCGGAAGGCAGUGGAUGAGGGACGGGUUGUCUAUGAUGGGUGUGUUGCAGUGGUCGGUAAGCAUUGGUGGACACAAAGUCCAAGCACGCCGCGAAAUAGGUUCCAUUCACUGUUGUACCUUCCUCAGAAUCACCUCUUGUCUGACGAGGGCCAGAUGAUGCGCACUUUUUCCAACACCCGGAAGGCACCUGCCUUGUCAGGGUCUGACUGA